CCUCCUCCGAUCUCAGUCGCUCGUUUUGCCGUGGUCUCCAGACUCCAGGCCCCGCUUCACUUCGCCAUGGAUCCCAACUGCUCCUGCGUCACCGGGGAAUCCUGCACGUGCGCCACCUCCUGCAAAUGCAAACAGUGCAAAUGCACCUCCUGCAAGAGGAGCUGCUGCUCCUGCUGCCCCGUGGGCUGUGCCAGGUGUGCCCAGGGCUGCAUCUGCAAAGGGGCAUCGGACAAGUGCAGCUGCUGCGCCUGAUUUCUGGGAGAGCCUGCCUCCCAUGUAAAUAGAGCAACGUGUGCAAACUGCAU
Molecule: messenger RNA, 305 nt
Organism: Ceratotherium simum simum (southern white rhinoceros)
Lineage: Eukaryota; Metazoa; Chordata; Mammalia; Perissodactyla; Rhinocerotidae
Product: metallothionein-1B
Biological process (GO): detoxification of copper ion; cellular response to zinc ion; cellular response to cadmium ion
Cellular component (GO): nucleus; cytoplasm
Molecular function (GO): metal ion binding
Source: RefSeq, a predicted model, not a curated record